This is a messenger RNA of Symbiodinium necroappetens, 312 nucleotides long. NCBI's taxonomy places the organism in Eukaryota, Dinophyceae, Suessiales, Symbiodiniaceae. The record is from the annotation of a GenBank genome assembly.
AUGACACAGUUCACCCAUACCAACACACGCGAGAGCGACGAUGAUCUCACCCGUCGCGCCGACCGCAUCAGCAAGAUUUCUCCGGAAGGGACGCCCGCGCACCCCGAGGUGACCUCGCGCGGCAUCAACAUCGCCCUCCUUUCGAUUGUGGUGGCGAUGCUCGCCAUCGCGCUCGCCGUGGCGGUCGUGUUUUCUCCGAUCGCGGGCGUGGUCCUUGGUGUGAUCGCGCUGCUCGCGUUGCUCCUGAACCCCGUGUUCUGGGCAUCUUUCCACCGCGCGAACGAGCGCGAGACGCUCGAAAACUCCGGCUGA